Messenger RNA from Uncinocarpus reesii 1704, 876 nucleotides. RefSeq lists its product as uncharacterized. The record is from RefSeq and is a predicted model, not a curated record. Gene Ontology annotation, molecular function: protein binding. Lineage: Eukaryota; Fungi; Ascomycota; Eurotiomycetes; Onygenales; Onygenaceae. The coding region runs from base 1 to 876 and encodes 291 amino acids. The transcript has 3 exons.
AUGCCUCUGGCGGAGAGCCCCCGUGCAGGGAUUUCGCUGGCUAUGGCUAUCUGGCGUACAAAUGCUUCAAAUCCCCCAGCCUUGGACAACAGCCUCUCCCGCUCCCAUUCCUCUGCUUCUCACCCGUUACAGUCUUCUCGCCGCCGCCGCCAAAAUGUCUCUUUAGGUGAACAUUAUAACCAGGCUAUACGACCGCAUGCCUGGCGCAGUAAGCGUCGUGUUUGGUCGAAAGCUCAAAUAGCCCGUGAACGAGAAGAAUUCUUUGAGACACGGGUGACGGGAAGGCCGGAAGUGUGGGCGGCUCUGAAAUUGGCAAUCUCACUAAUGAGAGCCGGUGAUAUUCCCACCGCCCAGAGCAUCAUCGAUGCUGCCGGGGUGACCGUUCCUACAGGAGACCUUUGCGAUGGUUGUUAUGAUGAGAAUGGGGCGCUGUACCGGCUCCCGCAGGUUAUUGUUGCGGACCCUACGAAUGUUGUCGAUGCAGCAGCCGAAGAUCAGGAGAUUAGGAGAGGCGCUGAAGCAGACGACGAAAUCACCAAUGGCAAACUAGGAAUGGAUAUCGAUACAGAGGAUGAAUUCGAGGAGCAGAUCGAGAACAAACGCGAAGAAAAGGGUAAGAGAAAUGAACGGGACGUGAUUAAAGUCUGUGCGAGGUUGAGCGACAGAGGUGGCCCCGAUUUUACUGUUGAAAUUGACAAGCAUCAUUCUGUGAGCGUCUUGGUACGAAAAUUAGAGAGUGAGGCAGCGCUCUCGAGUAAACACCGCCUUCGAAUUGCAUACUUGGGCAAAAUUUUAAAAGAAAACGAAACUCUUCUUGCCCAAGGAUGGAAAGAAGGUCAUGUUGUUAACGGACUCGUCCUUUAUCGCUCUCCUUAA